This is a messenger RNA of Fulvia fulva, 549 nucleotides long. Its product is annotated as GTP cyclohydrolase 1. Gene Ontology annotation, molecular function: zinc ion binding; GTP cyclohydrolase I activity; GTP binding. Gene Ontology annotation, cellular component: cytoplasm. Gene Ontology annotation, biological process: tetrahydrofolate biosynthetic process; tetrahydrobiopterin biosynthetic process. The transcript is spliced from 2 exons. Lineage: Eukaryota; Fungi; Ascomycota; Dothideomycetes; Mycosphaerellales; Mycosphaerellaceae. The coding region runs from base 1 to 549 and encodes 182 amino acids. The record is from RefSeq and is a predicted model, not a curated record.
AUGCAACAACCCGUUCAUGACGACACAGACCAGCGCAGAGCAAACAUCGCUGCCGCUGCCCAGACGAUACUGGCCAAUGUGGGCGAAGACCCUGAUCGUGAAGGCUUACUCAAGACUCCGGAGCGCUUUGCCAAAGCCUUGCAGUUCUUCACCUCAGGCUACGGCAUGAACCCAGAAGUCGUGACCAACGAUGCCAUAUUCACCGUCGAUUGCAAUGACAUCGUAGUAGUCCAGGGGAUCGACGUGUCGAGCUUAUGCGAGCAUCAUCUUGUGCCGUUUGUGCUGGGGUUGUCGAAGUUCGUGCGCAUUGUGGAGGUCUAUGCAAGGCGGCUGCAGGUCCAGGAGCGUUUGACCAAGCAGGUGGCAGAGGCUAUCGAGCAGAUGUUGCAGCCGGAGGGCGUUGUGGUCAUGGCCGAAUGUUCUCACAUGUGCAUGUCAAUGCGAGGCGUGCAGCAGGUGGGAACCGUCACGACAACGCUCUCCAGGACAGGCAUCUUCUUGCGCGAUGCACAGAUGUAUGAGGAGUUCCGUAGUAUGCUUCGGCGUUGA